UAUGGCUUUACUUUAGGUACAUUCAGGGGGCAAAGUGUGGACCAGAACAAACACUGUCCUGCUUUGUCAGCAUGGCCCACACACACAAACAUUCUGAGGACCCUGACCUUACUCAGAUUCAGCGACAGAGCAUUGCUCAAAACACUCAGACCAGCAGCCACCAUGAAGCUCACACUGCUACUGCUGCUCCUGGUCUUCCUUUGUACCUUCAUUGUACCUGCACAGUUGUCAAAACAUGAGCACCAUUCAAAGCAUGACAAAAAGGAUCACAAGGAGAAACCAGGAGACAGACAUGGAAAUAAACAUGGAAGGCGACGAGGCAGAGUGGAGGAUCUGAUGGCUGAAUACGAUGAUGACAGCAGUGAUGAUGAUGAUGAUGAUGAAGAGAGAGGAGAAUGGCUGUUUCAGCUGCAAGAUGUCAGAGGGAGUUGCAAACCAAAUCCAUGCCUCAACAACGGAGUGUGUGAAGAAAAGCGAGGCAAAUUUAAGUGCAAGUGCCCCAAAGCUUUCAAAGGCAGGAAAUGUGAAAAAGGUAAAAGGGCCUGCAGGAGAGAUACAUGUGGAUAUGGUCAGUGUGUUCUAACAUCAAGUCCUCCUUUCUUUGAGUGCAAGUGUAUAGCACCUUUCAAACCCCCCAACUGCAAAAAAAUUUCAACUGUGCUUUUGUUUUACGCUAGUUGCCCGUGUGAAUUGAACCCAUGUGUAAAUGGAGGUACCUGUGAGAAAGAUGGUCAAGACUUUGAUUGUAUUUGCAAAACAGGGUUUUCAGGAAAAUUCUGUCAGGUAGGGCCAAAUGACUGCUAUGUGGGAAACGGGGAGUCCUACAGAGGGAAGGUGUCAGAGACAGAGGAGGGAAUUGAAUGCCUUUUCUGGAAUUCCUACUUCCUACUGGGAAAGGGAAUAAACCCUUUCCGUACAAUCAAUGACCUUCAGGGUCUGGGUCCCCACAACUACUGCAGAAAUCCAGAUGGUGAUUCAAAGCCAUGGUGCUUUAUACGAUCAGGAAAGAAGAUUAGAUGGGAUCACUGCAAUGUGAGAAAAUGUCCCACUGAUGCCAAGCCUACUGCCCAUCCAGUACCAAUGCAAACUACAGCACAUCCUGCUGUCAUUCACCCAACCAUAAGACCUACCACAUCAGGAACUUUAGAAAGUCAGAUACCUGGUAGCACCACACAUGAAAGUGACACUGCUGGACACCCCAUACCAGGAAGUGACGCUGCUGGACACCCUAUUCCAGGUACCGACACUGCUGGACACCCCAUUCCAGGUACCGACACUGCUGGACACCCCAUACCAGGAAGUGACGCUGCUGGACACCCCAUUCCAGGUACCGACACUGCUGGACACCUCAUACCAGGAAGUGACGCUGCUGGACACCCCAUUCCAGGUACCGACACUGCUGGACACCUCAUACCAGGAAUUGACGCUGCUGGACACCCCAUUCCAGGUACCGACACUGCUGGACACCCCAUACCAGGAAGUGACGCUGCUGGACACCCUAUUCCAGGUACCGACACUGCUGGACAACCCAUACCAGGAAGUGACACUGCUGGACACCCCAUUCCAGGUACCGACACUGCUGGGCAUCCCACACCAGACAGUGACACUACUGAAGCUACCACAUCAGGAAGUGCUGUGUCAGAAACCCACAGCCCAGAAAUACUUAAACCAGGAGUUCCAGUCAUACCCACGAUCCUGCCUGUGGAGAGAGAGUUUGCAACUUGUGGCAAACCCCAACCGAUAAGACCAAUGAAUCGAAUUUAUGGGGGUAUAAAGGCACUCCCUGGUGGCCACCCAUGGCAGGCUUCUAUUCAGAUUAGACCCAAAGGUACAUUUCUGCCCUUCAGACAUGUAUGUGGAGGCACCCUCAUUAAAUCAUGCUGGGUUUUGACUGCAGGACAUUGUAUUGAUAAAACCAAAGAUUACCAGGUGAUUUUAGGCAGUAUUAAUUUGGGAAAGUCUGAUGAAUCAAAGCAAACGCUGGAGGUUGUAGAAACCAUAAUCCACGAACAAUACAUGGAGACAUCUGAUUCGGUCUACAAUGACAUCGCUCUGUUAAGGCUAAAAGAUAAAAAUGGGAAGUGCGCAGUGGAGAGCCGGUUUGUAAAGACAGCCUGCUUGCCCAGUGUAGAUUUUCCUGAUGGAACCGAGUGCAGUAUCUCUGGAUGGGGAGCCACUCCAGAAUUACAAAACGGCUCCAAUCAGUUGCUGGAUGCUGAUGUGUUGCUGAUUUCUCAAGAAACCUGCUCCAGUACUCAAGUAUAUGGGAAACUCAUAGAUGGCACAAUGUUCUGCGCUGGUUACCUGGAGGGUGAAGUGGAUUCAUGUCAGGGUGACUCUGGAGGGCCUUUGUCCUGCGUGGAAAAAGAGAAACACUAUAUCUACGGCAUAGUUAGCUGGGGAGACAACUGUGGAUUGAAGAACAAACCCGGGGUAUAUACUCGGGUCACACAUUUUGUGGACUGGAUCAACAGGAGAACAGCUAGGGCGAGUGUGUAAACUCUCCUACAGUUAGAAUACAGCUGAAAAAAACAGUGGGUUAUUAAUUAUGUAAAAAUGAUUUUGAGGUAAAGAUGGUGGACAAUGUCACGUUACGUCAUAGCAAAUUCAGUGUUAACAGAACGUGUUCAUUCAGAUUGAGAAACUGAAUAUGACUGCCAGGAAGUGUUUAAAAGAGACAAGAAAAAAAUCUAAUAAAAGUGAUUUUACAAAUGUUA
This is a messenger RNA of Silurus meridionalis, 2717 nucleotides long. RefSeq names its product hyaluronan-binding protein 2-like. Gene Ontology annotation, biological process: proteolysis. The transcript has 14 exons. Lineage: Eukaryota; Metazoa; Chordata; Actinopteri; Siluriformes; Siluridae. The record is from RefSeq and is a predicted model, not a curated record. Gene Ontology annotation, molecular function: serine-type endopeptidase activity; calcium ion binding. The coding region runs from base 163 to 2499 and encodes 778 amino acids.